Messenger RNA from Medioppia subpectinata, 1599 nucleotides. The record is from the annotation of a GenBank genome assembly. Lineage: Eukaryota; Metazoa; Arthropoda; Arachnida; Sarcoptiformes; Oppiidae.
AUGGCCUCAAAUGGCGAAGAAGUGGAUGUAUUGACGAAAGUGUCGUCCAAUGAAGACAAUGACAAACAAGUGAUUGAAAGACUUUUGCGAGAAAAAGAGAUUUCAUUGAAACAUAACAACGAUUUGAGACACGAGUUGUCGAUAUUGUCGGCCAAACUUCAGUUGCAUCAAAAUGUGGUCAACAUUGAGACCAAAUGUGUGGACACACAAACCGAUUGGACACUAAUGGACAGCGAGUCCCACAACAACGACAAAGAGACCACUCUUUGCCCGAAAUGCAGACAAUCGUUGAGUUGUGAUAAAAGUGUUGUUUUAAACGAUUGGAAACAAAACUCGGAAACAAAUAAUACAAGAAUUAGUGAUUUAGUCCGCGAAACGGCUCAACAAGUGGUCACUAAUAAUGACUUUCAAAACGAUUAUCUUUAUGACCAAAAAUCCAAGACUUAUUACAGCCGAAGCAGUGGUUGGUAUUACUAUCCGAAAAAGAGAAGAGUUUUGGAUAAAUCAGAAAAUGUCAAUAAAAAUAGCGAAACGGAAAGCAUUGAAAUUAUUGUGAGCUCUUCAGAAGAAGAGGGAGAAAUCGACGACUCGGACGACAUAUCCAUCAUUUCCGACGACUCCAACGAUUUUGACGAUUUUAACGAAGAUAAAUCAGAAGUGAGUCCACCAUUGGUACGAAUGAUUGUGAAGAACUCAUCGACUCUAGAGCUCGGGAGUCUAGUGAUGGUGACGUGUAUGGGCGCCAAAAUCGGCAAUCAAUCCAAUUGUGACGUCUGGAUAACCGACGAAUCUAGUCACGCAGAGAUGCGAUAUAAUUAUGAGGACAAUAAUUACAUGAUUAAAGACCUGAACAGUACGAACGGAACGUUCAUUAAUGGGAACAAAAUUGAAACCGAUUGCGAGACUGUUGUGAAACAUUGCGAUGAAAUAUGUUUUGGCAAAUGUGUGCUAUUAGUGCACAUCCAUUACGGCAAAGAUGUGACGUGUGAUGGAUGCGAACCGGGGCUCGUAAUCGCCAGUUUGAAGUCAAUCGGCGACCAAAACACGACUAAUUUGUACGAACAAACAGACAAAGAGUCGGACCGCAAACGACAAUUGAAAACACUUAAGAAGAAAUACGGCCUCAAAGACGUGGAUUUCUGCGAACCAAAAGCGCCGAUAAUUACAAACACUAAUUAUACGGAUAGGGCUGAGAAGAGGAGAGGGGAAAAGGGAAGCGACAAUCCCUAUGAAAAGACAGCCGCCGGCACUUCACUCGAUUCUGCGUUAUUGAAUUCUAAUAAAGGCUUUCAAAUGCUUUCAAAGAUGGGUUGGACUUCAGGCCAAGCCCUCGGAAAGAAUCAAAAUGGUAUCGUAGAACCGAUUAACGUAAUCAAUGGCGACUCCAAAUCUCAGCCUUCACUGCAAAAAGAGAAUUAAGAUUUUAUUAAUUGUUAUUUUUUUAUUCAUAUACAAUACGAUUCUAUAGAGUCUAUACAUAAUGUACAAUACGAGCAAUUUAUACAAACAUUUACAACAAUUUCUAGUCAUUUAAUAUAUGCUUUAUUAAUGGCUCUAAAAACUAUUGCCUCAUUCAUUGUUGACAUAUUUGUUCGCCUC